AGAAGGAGAAAUCGUGCCUAUGGAUUCUAUGUUGCUUGAAUCGACUUUGUCCCAAAUCACGCUGUUAAAGCGGGUAAUGGGUGGGAGUGCCAGCCGUCCCUUACGAUGUCCGCACGGUUGCUGGCUCAUUAAAUCUAAUAGCAGCGAUGAAGUGUACAAAAGCAAAAAGGCCAGCAAACCAUCUCGUUCAGAGAUUAAGAAAAUCAAACUGACUCGUCAAGAGUCUUGCGCUUGUCAAUGGGAGGAAAUACCGACGCCAAGCGUUUGCGAUCGAGAUCCACCACUUCUCGAGGGACCUCCGUCACAAGAGAAACUUAUUCAGAUAAUCAAUUGUUUUCCAUUCCCAACGCCACGUGGAACGCCACAGUCGAGCCCAAAAAUGGUAUGUAAGCAUACUGCAGUGGUAGGGGAUGUGGAACAGCAAACCUUUGGAGAUGCUUUUGAGAAACUUGUGCAGGUUUCCGUUGAAACAAUGGCCAUUACGGCGUUGCCGAUGGAUAUUUGGUUGAAAGAGCGAUUGAAAAAAUGGGUUCAGUUGUCUGGACAUGAAGGAAGUAUUGUACCUGCAUCAACAUGCACACUCUAUAAGAAACAAGCAAAUAACUGUAGUGAAGCAAGAGCAUAUGAAGCCAUAUCGAAAGAUCCAUGUCUUACCGGUUUCACUCCACGCUACUUCAAGCAACUUCAAAAGAACGAUGAAUGUUUUAUCGAGAUCGAAGAUUUGUUACAACAAUUCGCAGACCCGACUAAGACAAGUAUAAUGGAUAUCAAAAUUGGCACAAGAACGUUCCUCGAAUCCGAAGUGUCGAAUACAAAACGAAGGAAAGAUCUAUACGAAAAAAUGACAGCCAUAGAUCCCGAUGAGCCGACACCGGAGGAGCGAGCAUGUGGCGAAAUCACAAAAUUGCGAUAUAUGCAGUUUCGAGAACGAGAGAGCAGCUCGGCCGAACUCGGUUUUCGAAUUGAAGCCGCCAAGAUGCCUGGCGGUACCCUUCAAAAGAACUUCAAAAAAGUUCGCACCUACGAGGAUGUGACAGUCACAUUAAUCGACUUCUUUGGGACUGAUCGAGAAAGAAUUCGAAGCAAAUUGCUAGCACGACUCAAAGCUAUGCGAAAAGCCAUCGAGAAAAGUCGCUUUUUUGCGACUCAUGAGGUUGUGGGCAGUUCACUUCUGAUCGUGCACGAUAAUGAAAAAGUCGGAUGCUGGAUGAUUGAUUUCGCCAAAUCGUCAGCGGUGCAACCACCGAAAACUUUGGAUCACCGUUCCACUUGGGUUCCAGGAAAUUCCGAGGAUGGCUAUCUUACUGGCAUCGACAGUCUUGUCAAGAUUCUUGAAGAAAUGCCACCCGUCAAAGUUUGCCCGGCGAAGGAGCUAAGGUAGUGCUCUGCCUGACCAAACGAUCGUCUAGUUUGCACAGACAUCAAUUCACAAAUUCCUGAUCUCAUUACAUCUAUAUAUCAUCUCUUGUCUCAGAGUAUAUGAUGAGAAAUAUAUAGAAUAGACGUAUAUCCAAAAAUCGGAGGGACGGCCGUUUUGCACGACAGUAUCCAGCAGCCACGCUGCGUGACUUGUUUCAACACGUCGCGCACGCGGCAGAUUUCGCCGCAAUUUGUAGCGCGCGAAUAUGGUCCUGAAUGGAAAUUCCCUAGUACGGUCGUGCGAAACGGUCUACACCCCUCAAUUUCGACCAGUGUGUGUGUUUUUAAAGCGUCUAAGUACCUCAGUGCCAGAUCACUUGACUUAUUGGUAGUGCCUGUAAUCGCCAACUUCACUGCAUAAUAUGUGAUUCAACCAAGGUCCUUAAUGCAUAUUUUGCCUUGUUCCUGUGUCUUCUGGGUACGCAUUGUCUCCAUUGUGGCUUAGCCUUCUAUUGUUGUGAUUAUUAUAUUGUUCAGGCAUUGUUGCUCAACUUAUUAUUGGUACAAAACUGCACUAUGCAGUUUAGGAAACUAAUACUUUAUAUUCCCAUAAUUAGCUAUAUUACUUGCAAAUCAUGACUAAAUAUUGGCCUUCAUAAUGUGCGAUUUAUAUUAUGAGUAAUAUAUCGAGAGAUAAAUAUUGAAAACUCAAAA
Messenger RNA from Cylicocyclus nassatus, 2073 nucleotides. NCBI's taxonomy places the organism in Eukaryota, Metazoa, Nematoda, Chromadorea, Rhabditida, Strongylidae. The record is from the annotation of a GenBank genome assembly.